ACGAUUUAAAUAGUAUCCCCUCUUUUAUCAACACCAAUAUGGCCGCGCAGUGACUUCAGACGAACGCUAGAAAAUAAUUUUACAAAACUUGGAAUUCAAUAACAAUUCAAUUUAGCUAUAGUACCAUUAAAGUGCAAAAAAUGACCUCGUGUACCGUAGGAGUACCUGUCGAAGAUCCAGACGGUGACCAAAGGUGGCUAAGCAUUCAUAAUAGAUUCCUGUCCGAGACUAGAGAAAAAGACGCCGAUGUGAUAUUUAUUGGGGAUUCUAUCCUGCAAGCGCUACAACACACCGAUAUCUGGAACGAACUGUUCGCACCAUUGCACUGCCUUAACUUCGGCAUUCACCGUGAUUUGAUUGAGAAUGUUCUGUGGCGGGUGCAAAACGGCGAGUUGGACAACGUGAAACCCAGGGUUGUCGUAUUACAUGUGGGCACCAACAAUCACCGCAACACCGCGGGCGAAAUCUUCGACGGCAUCGUCGAAGUUGUCAACUGCAUCAGGGAAAAAUUACCAGAAGCAUAUAUUGUUAUACCUACAUUGCUACCCAGGGGUCAGCAUCCAAACUCAAUUAGAGACAAACUAAGUGAGGUGAAUGAGAUGCUCAAAAACAAGUUCCCAACAAUAGCCAAAGUAGAGGUGAUAUCCAUUGAUAAAGGUUUCAUCCAACCUGAUGGCUGCAUCAGCCAUCAUGAUAUGCAUGACUAUCUCCUGCUGACAAACGCCGGCAGUAGAAAAGCAUUCGAACCACUGCAUGAAUUACUCAUGCAAUUGCUAAAUGAGGGCGAAACAGAGAAAGAUCUCACGCCGUCGGAAUGAGCAAUGCAUAUCGGAUCAACUCUCCACCGGUUAGCUUGCGAAUUGUAGCCAAAAAUGAUUUCCGAAGUAGAGUGCUGCGUCUGUGGUCAAUUAUCCGAUUGUCUUUGACAGGUACAAGUGCACUUUGAGACAAAUGGAAAGCAGCUUUAAACCACACACCACACGCGCGCGCACAUCGUGCAUAAUGUGAGACAUUCCAACUGUGUUUGAUUUUUGUUUUUCUCUUAUGAAUAUGAUGAAAUGGUCUGCUCAUAUAUAUAUAUUUAUGUCUGUUUUCACAUCACCAUUAUUAUUUAUUGUAUGUAAUUUUAAAAAUUACUAUUGUAUAACAUGCAAGAGGAUGCUUUCAAUAUAUUUCUACACUGAUA
Messenger RNA from Dalotia coriaria, 1186 nucleotides. It is a transcript of the gene Paf-AHalpha, whose product is annotated as Platelet-activating factor acetylhydrolase alpha. The record is from RefSeq and is a predicted model, not a curated record. NCBI's taxonomy places the organism in Eukaryota, Metazoa, Arthropoda, Insecta, Coleoptera, Staphylinidae. The transcript has 3 exons. The coding region runs from base 141 to 818 and encodes 225 amino acids.